Molecule: messenger RNA, 3777 nt
Organism: Mercenaria mercenaria
Lineage: Eukaryota; Metazoa; Mollusca; Bivalvia; Venerida; Veneridae
Exons: 12
Coding region: 450-2570 (706 amino acids)
Molecular function (GO): signaling receptor binding; endopeptidase activity
Source: RefSeq, a predicted model, not a curated record
UGAAGUUACCAUAAGAUAUUAAACUCAGAUUACAAUAACGUGAUUGUGUUUAAAUUUUUUUACAAUGGCACAUACUAUGGGUGGGCUUUUCGGAACCUUUUUAAUCAUUUUAUCAACAUGUAUUCUCCUAGGAAGAGUAAUUCUAUGUCAUUGAGAAGAUCUUUUGAAAGCAUAUCUGACGCAACCAAACAAAUCCGUUUAUAAGAAGUGGAGAAAGAUGCAAAACUAUAGAGGAUAUAAGUAUACCAUUAGACUGUUACAGGACCACACCCAGCCGCUAUGACGGUCAUCAACAAACGACUAUUAAUGGGGAUGCGUGUGUAAGAUGGGAUUCUUUUGAUAACGAUUUUAGAUUAGCUAGUAAUUUCCCUGACGCUACUGUUGCUGACGCAGCGAACUACUGCCGUAAUCCGGACAAAGAUGAAAAUCUCUGGUGCUUUACUGGUAAAAUGUCAACAUCUUGGAACAUAUGUGGAAUUAAAAAAUGUGAAUAUGUCAACGUUGACCAAUGCGGACGCCUGAGUAUUGAACAACCGACCAUACUGGGAAGAAAUGUUUUAUUUACUUUUACGCCUGACACAAGUAAUUCAAACGCCAUACUGGAAUGGCAGCGAACAAAUAAAAUAAAUCCAUGGGCAACACUUCCUGUCAAAUACAAAUUUACACAAUAUUUCCAAGAUGGGACAUAUUAUCUACUUUUGACCGACACAGUUCGUUAUGAUGACGAAGUCUAUUACCGAAUUUAUUAUGACAACAAAAGCGUUCGCUGUUUAAUGGAAACUCCCGAGCUUGUUCUGAAAGAUAUAUCAAGUAAUCCGUGUGGUUUUGUUUACCUACGAACAAAAAAGGUGAAAGUUAACGACAUGGUUGAACUAGAAUAUUAUCCGUCGAAAAACGCUAUGCGAUAUCCAGACCGGUUUUUACGACAAUGGACACAAUUUACAAAUCAUACAAUUCCAAUACAACUGAAAGAAGAUACAUAUAUGGAAACGCAAGAGCCAAAUGAUAAAUACGUGCUGACCAUAAACAUGUCCAGUUAUCAAAUGAAUGGCCUAUAUAAAGUUUACUGCGGCACAGAAGCGAGUUAUUCCAAUGCGGUUAGAGUUGCGUUACCUGAUCCACCAAGUUCACCAUUAUUUGAAGGUUUACAGGAUAUAGACGACUGUAAGGGGUGUAUUGUUGGUGAAGAUGGUGAUCAUUUCAGCGUACUCUGCAAGACAAGUGGAGGAACUGAACCCGUUAUAGUGACCGUGUCAAUAGGGAAUGAACCGCUAAGCCCACAACGAUAUGAUGUAACACCUGGCUAUAUAGCAUUCUUCUAUCUUCGCAAACGUCACCAUAUGGAAGUUUUGACAUGCUCAGUUAUGAACGAUGCAUUGACUUCACCUUUAAUUGUCACUACUCGUGUGUAUAUUAAACAUGCACCAGAAAUUGAAUUCAACAUUUCUGGCUCGGAACUGAAUAUUUCUAAAGGAGAACAAACGUUCGUUAAGUGUUCAGCCAAAAGCGCUCCUGCGUCAAAUAUUUCAUGGAUUGAGAGUAUUGAUGGGAGAAACAUAACAAAGAAGCAAUGUCACAUGACAACAAACUGCGUCAUAGCAAUUGUUGAACACCUUGUCCCGCAACGGCAUUUGUUUUGUCAGACUCACUAUUUACACAAAACUGACCGAAAAAAAUUAACAAUUUACAUUUUGGAUGCACCAGAAAUUGAAUUCAACAUUUCUGGCUCGGAACUGAAUAUUUCUAAAGGAGAACAAACGUUCGUUAAGUGUUCAGCCAAAAGCGCUCUUGCGUUAGAUAUUUCAUGGAUUGAGAGAAUUGAUGGGAGAGACAUAAAAAAGAAGCAAUGUCACAUGACAACAUACUGCGUCAUAGCAAUUGAUGCACAUCUUGUCCCGCAACGGCAUUUGUUUUGUCAGACUCACUAUUUACACAAAAUUGACCGAAAAGACUUAACAGUUUACAUUUUGGAUGCACCAGAAAUUGAAUUCAACAUUUCUGGCUCGGAACUGAAUAUUUCUAAAGGAGAACAAACGUUCGUUAAGUGUUCAGCCAAAAGCGCUCUUGCGUUAAAUAUUUCAUGGAUUGAGAGAAUUGAUGGGAGAGACAUAACAAAGAAGCAAUGUCACAUGACAACAUACUGCGUCAUAGCAAUUGAUGCACAUCUUGUCCCGCAACGGAAUUUGUUUUGUCAGACUCACUAUUUACACAAUAUUGACCGAAAAGAUUUAACAGUUUACAUUUUGUGGGAAGAUGAUCAACUUUCCAAAGACCAGGAAGAUUCUGUCUCUGGUGUUAAAUUGAUUUUCUGGAUCAUUGUAGGCCCUUGUAUAGCUAUUGUAGCUGUUGUCAGUAUUGUUGUUAUCAUCGUGUGCUUAGUUGUAAGAAACAAACAGAGGAAAGCUAGAGCACAACAGGAAACAAAUCGAGUGAUAUACAGUACCAGUGACGAUGGAGACAGCAGGGGUGAACUGGAUGUAAAAAAUCAGGAGUAUGCACAAUUAAGGAAUGCCGCACAUGCAAGUGGACAAUCGGAAACUGUGUAUUCUCAGCUGCAGCUCACUCCAUAGACGUGCCAAGGACAAGCAUAAAUCUAUGGAAAACCUAUUCCAUCUUUGACAGAUACGGCUAAUAAACCGGACGCUGCACACAUCUACUGAUUACCGACAAUCAUUCGAGUUGGCAGACAUUCAACUCAUAGGCAGUCAUCUUGGUCAUAAUAUGCAAUUCAGUGUUAUACCACUUUUUCAAGUCAUGAAUACCAUGUUUACAUAUGACUUGCCUUUAUAACUCAUCAUAUAUAUUGUAAAUAUAUACAUAGUGCUGUCUAGUUUAAAUAUCAGGUACAUUGUGUACAUACUGCUAUUCUGUUACAUGUUUACGUUUUCAGUCCUACCAGUGAAAAUACCAUGCAUUUGUUUGGGCAUAUGUUUUUAUAUUCAUUACCAGCAAAUUGAAAAAAAAAUCAUACAUGAAUCAUGCUAUUUAUGAUGACUGUAAUUUUAUGUAACUGUAUGUCAGUUAAGGCAGUCGGGUAUACUGUAAACCAUUACUUUUUGUAUGAGAUUAAUUUUCUUGAAUUAUGUGGUUGAAACAAAUCAAAGAAAUUUAAUUCCACAGAGAAGGUAAAACUUUACAUUCAUAUCAUGGUCAAAAGUUGAAAUUCAUGAAUUCACAUCCCCGCAUCAUAGCCAUUCAAACCAAAACACGAAAUUUCGUGCCCUGGAGAACAUGAUUUCACAUUAUAUUGGGUUCCUUAUCAAACUCCACUUUUUAUGAGGAUUUUAUUAACAAACUUUUGUUCAUUUUAAUGUUCAGGUUGUACUCGGUAAAGGUAUUCAAGGUUUUAUUGACAGAGGUUAUAGUCUUACUGUUAUGAAAUACACCGCCGUUCAGCCAGUUCACGGUCGGGUGCUAGACUUUCAUCUUUGCUUUUAUUUGACGAAACAGGUUGAAGAGUUCUAAAAGCCUACAUGGUUUAGUUGCUGUGAUAUUGUGGUCUGUUUCGUCAAGCCGUUAACAGUGUUUUCUUGUAUUCUGCCGAGUCAUUAGGUUCAUUUGGAUGUACAUGUGACUGGUUCGUUAUGUUUAUUUGCAUGUACAUUGUACAUGAACAUUUCUGUAUUUUACAGACAACUCGUGUUUGGUUGGUGCGCACCGUCCUUCUAAAGAUGUUCAAUUUGUGUCUUUCAUUAAAAUAGUUUACUUUAAGACACCAACUUUAAAUGUAGAAAAUCCUCAUCGAAUGAACUUAAUCUGAAUAAAUAUAUAAACUAA